AUGUUAUUUUCUGAAAUUAAGCUGCCUGAAACUCUUGAUAAGUUGCCUGAAAGUAAAUGUGGGUUUGAUUCAUAUGGAGUCUUAAAAGCACGUACUGAAUCUGGGUGUUGUUGCAAUGAGUAUGAUAAGGUGCCUGAUAAUAAGUAUGGGAGCAAUAGAUAUUUGGGUGUAUUCAAUAUUGUGAGUGUGACAAGUCUUCAAAGGAGUUCCAAAAAUCACUACAACCCCACUUCUCUUUUGUUCUUUAAUUUUACGCUUUCUCUUCCACUUCUCAUCUCUCCCCACGGCUUAGACUCAGAGUUUUGCUUAUUCCUCUUCUUCUGCUCUGUCAUGGCAAAUGUUGUGGAGGUGAAAGUUGGUUUGCACUGUGACGAUUGUAUCAAGAAAAUCCUCAAAGCCAUCAAGAAAAUUGAAGAUAUUGAAACCUAUAACGUGGACACGGCAAUGAACAAGGUCAUCGUUACUGGCAAGGUCACAACACAGCAAGUCAUCAGAGUCCUUCAAAAGAUUGGCAAGAAUGCAAUUGCCUGGGAAGAUGUCUCUUUGAUGACCAUAGUCUCUCAGUUAAUGGUCAGAUGUCUUACGCCAUUAGGACAAUCCACUCUUGUAUCCCAGAUGCUUGGGGGACUGAUGUUUGGGCCGUCAGUUUUGGGGCACAAAAAGAUUCUGGGGCAAGCCUUAUUUCCCGUGAGGGGUGCUGUAGUGCUUGAAACAAUUUCAUGGUUUGGCGUCAUGUUUUCCUACUUCUUAUGGAGUGUUAAAAUGGAUAUUUCCACAUUCUUCAAGACAGAAAAGCUAGCCAUAGCUCUUGGAUCAUCUGUGUUUGUAUGUACAUUGGUUAUCCCUACUGGAGUCGCCUACCUAUUAGCGAAACAUGUUGAAAUGAAACAGAGUGUUGCAACUGCACUUCCGUUGAUAGGUCUCUCACAAUCCUUUACUGUAUUCGUUACCAUAGCAAUUCUAUUAUCAGAUCUCAAAGUCCUUAACACUGAUAUAGGACGAAUAACCAUGGGAGCAUCAGUGCUUACUAAUAUGGCGAGCUUUGUUGUUAUAAUAAUUAUGUUUAUAAUUUCGCAGAAUGUGGAUGGUGACAUGGUGAAACUCGUAAUCGUUUGUCUAUCUAUAGUUUCACUCGUGGUUGUUAUUGUAUUUAUGAUAAGGCCAAUGAUACUUUGGAUGGUAGAGCACUCCGGUAGAGGUUCGCUUAAUGAAAUUUGCGUUGUUCACAUCUUUGUCUUCGUUCUCUUUACUGGAUUUGUCAGUGAAGUAAUUGGGCAACAUUUUGCUAUGGGACCAAUAAUUUUAGGCCUGUGUCUUCCAGAAGGACCACCAAUAGGAACAUCUUUGAUGACAAAAUUGGAGACAAUUUGCAUGGCUUUUCUUAAUCCAAUCUUCCUAGCUGUUAACGGAUUACAAGCUGAUAUCUCCAAAAUCGACUUUCAUUCUAUGUGGCUUAUCUGUCUCGUUCUCAUCGUGGCUUUCUUUGUAAAGAUUGGUGCUGUCAUGCUACCAGGAUACUAUUACAAUCUACCCAUGAAAGAAUGUUGUGUCAUUGGUCUCCUUCUAAACGGAAGGGGCACAUGUGAGCUUGUCUUGUACAAUUUGUGGUUGGGAAGCCGGCAAGUAACGGAGCGCGAGUUCUCUUUAUUGGUGGUCACCAUUAUUGUAGAAAAUAUUUUCUCAGUACCACUUAUAAAAUUCAUGUAUGAUCCUUCAAAACAAUAUCAGACAGGAAGGAGAUGCACAAUCCAACAUACUAGGCGAGAUUCGGAGCUUCGAGUCAUGGUGUGCAUUGACAGUUCUGAAAACCUCCCUACAAUCCUGAACCUCUUAGAAGCAUCCUGUGCUAGUAGAGAGAGCAUGAUUGAAGUGACAUCAUUAAUCCUAAUUGAGCUUCAAGGAAGACUCAGACCAGUUCUUGUUAAUAACAAAUCCAGUGAUAAUAUACAUCCACUCUCAGGCAACUCAAUUCACAUUGACAAUGCCUUGAGGCAGUAUGCGGAACAAAAUGAAGGAUAUGUCUCCAUUCAGUCUUUCACUUCAAUCUCCACAUUUGAAACGAUGCAUGAUGAUGUUUGUAGAAUUUCACUAGAAUGUGGAGCCAACAUUUUGAUCUUGCCGUUCCAUAAGAGGUGGGAAAUUGAUGGCACCAUUGGGGCCGAACAUAAGUCCAUCCAGAACAUGAACAUUAGAGUCCUGGAGAGGGCACCGUGUUCUGUGGGAAUUCUAGUUGACAGAGGUAUCCUGAAUGAUUCUCCUUCACUCUUGAUGGCUAGAGGAAUGUAUUAUGUUGUUGUAUUCUUUAUUGGUGGUGCAGAUGACGCAGAGACAUUAGCCUAUGGCAAUAGAAUGGCUAGGCAUGAGUGUGUGUAUGUAACUGUGGUUCGGUUCCUUCUAUUUGGUGAGGAAAAUUCCAAGGAUAGAAAACGGGACAGUGAUCUUAUAGAUGAAUAUAGAUACCACAAUGCUGGAAAUCGUAGGUUUGAGAUUUUGGAUGAAGUUGUGAAAGACGGGAUAGAGAUGUCUACAUGCGUAAGAAGAUUGGUAGAUUAUUUUGAUCUUGUGAUGGUGGGGAGGGAACAUCCAGAUAGUGUUAUGUUGCGAGGACAUGAUAAAUGGAGUGAAUGUCACGAGCUAGGGGUCAUUGGGGACAUGCUAGCAUCACCAGAUUUCGUUACUAAGGCAUCGGUGUUGGUGAUACAACAGCAGAGAAUAAGAGGAAGGUUUAUUAAAUCCACUGUAAAUGUGAAUGCAGUCCCAAGAGAGAGAGAACAACUAAUGCAUGAAGUUCCAAUUGUUGAAACAUUUCCUCCUUCGUGUACUAUUUCAGUGGACAAAUAUGACAAAAUGUAG
Messenger RNA from Sphenostylis stenocarpa, 2853 nucleotides. Lineage: Eukaryota; Viridiplantae; Streptophyta; Magnoliopsida; Fabales; Fabaceae. The record is from the annotation of a GenBank genome assembly.